AACAAAUUUGAACGAACGCAAGCAACUAAUCGCAUGCUUUGUUGCUGCUUUUGUGGAACCUAUUGUUGGUCCACAAAACGAGCGAUGGUGAUACAUUUCAUUUGAAAUUGAGUACGAAAUUUUACAACACAAUUGUUAGAAAUAUUAAUAAUUUGGAUGCUAAACAAUAUCUAAUUAAAAAUUCUCAUUGUAGAAAUCACAACUGUUAAAAUAGUUAUAAUAAUACUUAAAAAAUUCUAAAUAAAAGAAAAUAAAGUGUGAAUGAAAUAAGAUGGAUGAUAAUAAGAUGAUGGAAAACUUCAAGUUGAAUGCCAAACCACAGGAUAAUGCAUCACCACGUGCUACUGAAGAAGUGGAUUUAGAGGAAAAGCAUAAACAAUUGCGGGAAUUUGCAGAAAAGUUGAGAGCUGAAUACUAUGAAGCUUACCGCCAAAUGACUGCAGAGUUGAGACCUUCACAAUUGGACGGGUUCGCUGAAGUGCUAAUGGAGCAUCAAAAGCAUGUGGUUCAAAAUCAAGAUGAAUUAAUUUGUGAAAUGAGAGCACAGUUGAUGCAAUCUCUGAAGGAUUCCUUAGAUCGAUUUUGGGAGGAAUAUGAUGUUACGGAUCGAGUAGCUGAAUUGGAAAUGCUAAAAGAGCAAUGUAACAAAUUUAAAGGAAGCUCGUGGAACGUCCGUCUAAUGAAACCUUUACAGAGGACUUUGCCUCUACGAAUGCGUUUUAAGGAAACCAGAUUGCGCUACCUUGAAAAACAACUGAAUUAUCAAAAUGAACAACUAAAGAGUUUAAUGGCGGUGAAUUGUAGAGAACGGUCUCGGAUUCGCAACAUGGAACAACAAAGAAAAUCGAUGUUAAUGACUUUAGUACGAUACAGUCAAGAUAUCGAAAAGAGAAAGUCGCUUAUGAAGCAAAUAACAGCCGAUUUGAUUUUUAAUACUGAUUAAGAUUUUGUUUUAAAAUAAAAGUAAAAUUGAGUUAUUUAUAUAGUUCUAGUUAUUUAGCAGCCAUAUUAUCGUUGCCGUUAUGCUUGCAUUGAAUACUAACCGUAAUAUCUUUAUUUGCGAAAGUCGUCAGAGCAAAAAAAAAUAUUCUAUUGUAUAUUUAACUUUUAGUCAUAUUAAUGCAUCAAUAGACAAUGUAAAUUCUUAUAUAAUACAUGUUCCACAAAACCGAUUAGUAAAAGUAAAUAUUACUUAAAAAAUUCAUAAACUGUUUAAA
Molecule: messenger RNA, 1217 nt
Organism: Bactrocera latifrons
Lineage: Eukaryota; Metazoa; Arthropoda; Insecta; Diptera; Tephritidae
Gene: Nnf1a
Exons: 4
Coding region: 272-943 (223 amino acids)
Source: RefSeq, a predicted model, not a curated record